AGGAUAUAUGGCACCAGAAUAUGCUCUGUGGGGUUAUCUAACCUAUAAAGCAGAUGUUUACAGCUUUGGAGUUGUGGCAUUAGAAACUGUGAGCGGGAGGCAUAAUAUGAGUUUUGGGCCGGAGAACACCUGUGCAUGUCUUUUGGAUAUGGCAUGUCAUUUGCAACAAAGUGGAGACCUGAUGGAACUAGUGGAUCAAAAGCUGGGGUCUGAAUUUAACACGGUAGAAGCUGAAAGGUUGAUUAAAGUAGCUCUCUUAUGCACUAACGCUUCAUCCUCACUAAGACCGGCCAUGUCUGAAGUGGUGAGCAUGCUGGAGGGAAUGACUGCCAUUCCAGAUGUGAUCCCGGAACCAAGUAGUUAUAGUCAAGAUUUGAGGUUCAAAGCCAUAAGACACCAUAGAAGACUAACAUACAAUCAGAGUGCACAAGAAACUCAGGACAAUCCUUCAACAUCAUCUCGGCCCUUGUCAGUGUCGUCCUCUGCAUCUGUCCGCGAUCUCUAUAGCGUUAACAUUGAGUCCUCUCCAUCUGUCCACGAUCUCUAUAGUGUUAACAUUGAGUCCCAUAUCAGGUCUAGAGCUGCUGAUGACCAUUAUAAAACAAUGGAAAGCCUGAGUUCACAAGAAAGCGAGAUCCAAGUAUCAACAACAACGCCUUCAUGGGUCGGCUAUUCCUCUACAUCGGCCAGUGAUCUUUAUGAUGUUAAUAUAUAGUCCCGUUAAUCUGAAGUUGAGUGAAAAUACCCAUCCAUAUUGUGUUGAUUGAUAUUAUAGAACAGCAACUUACUAGAUUUUUCAUAUCAUAUGUGAAGAUUUUAUAGCAAUUUGGUAGUUUGAAUGUCUGUAUCAAAAGCUCUGUUGGGCACUACCAAAAGAGGAAGGAAAGGAUACAACUAAAAUAGAGAACUUCAUUUUCUUUGUUUGGUUUUGUUGGAGAAUCAUGAGGAAAUGCAAUUCAAUAAAUCCAAAAGGGUGUGUGUGUAGUGUUUAUU
Messenger RNA from Ilex paraguariensis (yerba mate), 993 nucleotides. Lineage: Eukaryota; Viridiplantae; Streptophyta; Magnoliopsida; Aquifoliales; Aquifoliaceae. The record is from the annotation of a GenBank genome assembly.